Cyprinodon variegatus (sheepshead minnow) is the source of this 4158-nucleotide messenger RNA. It is a transcript of the gene fgfrl1a, whose product is annotated as fibroblast growth factor receptor-like 1. Gene Ontology annotation, cellular component: plasma membrane. The record is from RefSeq and is a predicted model, not a curated record. NCBI's taxonomy places the organism in Eukaryota, Metazoa, Chordata, Actinopteri, Cyprinodontiformes, Cyprinodontidae. Bases 45 to 1511 code for a protein of 488 amino acids. The transcript has 7 exons. Gene Ontology annotation, molecular function: fibroblast growth factor receptor activity; fibroblast growth factor binding.
GGUGAUUCUUUCUCCAUAAAAAAAAAUAUAUAUAUAUAUCCUAAAUGGAGUUUUUGUGGAUUUGUCUGCUACUGGAGUUGAUCAUGAUGUCCAUGGCUGCCAGAGGUCCUCCCAAGGUUUCAGAGAAGGUGAACCCUCGUCAGAGUGUCCGACUGGGUCGCACAGCCAAGCUGCCUUGCCCUGUGGAAGGAGACCCGCUCCCCAUCAUGAUCUGGUCCAAAGACGGUCGAAAUAUCAACGGUGGCUGGACCCGGUUCAAGGUGUUGCAGCACAGCCUUCGCAUAAAGGAAGUGGAGACGGACGAUGCAGGCACCUACAUCUGUAGGGCUAUCAAUGGGUUUGGCAGCGCCAACAUUAACUACACCCUGAUUGUCAUAGAUGACUCCAGCGUGAGGAAUGGAGCUGGGGAACCUACAGGGGACUCUGUGCACCCACCAGACCUGGCAGGGAAACUAGUUCGUCCUCGUUUCACCGAGCCGGCAAAGAUGAGGAGACGAGUCAUCGAGCGUCCGGUGGGCAGCUCUGUGCGCCUGAAGUGCACAGCGAGUGGAAACCCCAACCCAGAUAUCGUCUGGCUGAAAGACAGCAAGCCUCUGGUGGAUGAGGAAGGGGGCGAGAGGAAGAAGAAGAGGUGGACCCUGAGUCUGAAGAACCUCACGCCCGAGCACAGUGGAAAGUACACCUGCCAUGUCUCCAACAAAGCUGGGGAGAUCAACGCCACCUACAAAGUGGAAGUCAUACAGCGAACCAUCUCCAAACCGAUCCUAACCGGCACCCACCCUGUCAACACCACCGUGGACUACGGUGGAACCACGUCUUUCCAGUGUAAAGUCCGCAGCGAUGUCAAGCCUGUCAUCCAGUGGCUAAAAAGAGUCGAACCCGGCGAUGAGAACAAAUUCAACUCCACCAUCGAGGUCGGAGAGUACCGCUUCGUGGUGCUGCCCACAGGAGAGGUUUGGUCCAGACCAGAUGGUUCAUAUCUCAACAAGCUGCUAAUCAGCAGAGCCAAGGAGGAGGAUGCUGGGAUGUACAUCUGCCUAGGAGCAAACACCAAGGGCUACAGCUUCAGGAGUGCCUACCUCACUGUGCUGCCAGAUCGGAAAUCUCAGCCCAGCUCCAUCCCGCCUGUUCCAUACCAAAGCCUUCCAUGGCCCGUCAUUAUCGGCAUCCCGGCAGGCGUGGCCUUCAUCCUAGGCACCGCUCUCCUCUGGUUCUACCAAUCAAAACGUACAUGCACCUCUUCCUCCUCUGCUCUCCCCGCCGCUCAGCGUUUACCUGCAGCCAGCCGCGAUCGCGCCUGCCCAGCGCUGCCCGCACAGUCCACCACUGCAGACAAAGACUCCCUCUCGUAUGAGGAAUACCUCGCCCAUCAACAGCUGCUCCUGGCUCAGGGAGGGGCUGGUCUGGCUCCCAAGGUCUACCCAAAGAUCUACACGGACAUCCACACGCACACCCACUCGCAUGUUAACGGGAAAGUUCACCAGCAUCAGCACAUUCACUACCAAUGUUAGCAGUGAGCGCAGAGGCUUCGGUGUCACAUUUCAACCUCUUUGGUGGACAUGUCGGUGUGCAUGCAGAUGCAGUCAUAACAUGAAAAUCAGAGCAAAGAACAUGGAAGAGACCCUGCAACUCCGCUCCAGACGUGUGACUGUUAAUGGACCUAAGGCUGAUGUACUGGAGGACAUAAGGAAAUCCUACCAAAGCAAUAGCAGAUGGUUCUGUGCUGUCUUUACACAAGCACAGCUUCCUCUGAGAACUUGGGGCAGACAGCAUGCUAACACCACCAACGGCUCCUGGCACCAUCUGGCUACGCAGCAUCCUUCUUUAACAUCAACCCAACUGUGAUGGAACAGCAGCAACAAGCUGCUCCAGUUUAACUUUGGAGCCUAAAGCGCUUCACCUCAUUUGAACACGCUUAACUCCUACAGAGUUUUAUACCUUUGAACACUCUAAGGAGAAGUCUCAUGAAAGUAUUCACACCUUUUGACCUUUUUAUACAUUUUAUCAGGAUACAAACUUCUUACAUGCUAUUAUAACUGUGAAGUGGAAGAAAAAUGGAGUAGAAUACAAUCAUACUCAUUAUUGUUAGCUGAUAACAUCUGGAAGUGUGACGUGCAUUUGGUCUCAUUCCUCUCCACUCCAAACCCUAUAACGCUUUAACAUAUUCCCCUAUUGAAACAUGGUGGUGGCAGCAUCAUGAUGUGGGAAUGCUUUCCCUCAACAGGGACAGGGAAGCUGAUCAGUUUUUAUGAGGAAAUGGAUGGAGCUAAAAUCCAGGACCUUCCUGGAGGAAAAGCUGUUAAAGGCUGCAGAAGAGGGAGGGAGGUUCACCUUCCAACAGGAGAACCACCCUGAACAUUCAGCCAGAGAUAUGAUGGGUAGAUUCACCUAGUAAAGAAGCCCUGCUGCAUUUACUGAGGAGAAGGGAAAAUUAUGCAAAAACAAGCUGUAGUUUAAAGGUCUUGAUUGUAAGGUAUGAUUAAAACAUUCGUUUUUGACUCAUGCCACACACAAGAAAAAGUUUAAGGGGAGUGAAUACUUUUGUGAGGCUCCUGAUAUAUGAGGUUAUGGUUCAUCUUUUAUCCAAAAAGCUGUUUUCCACAAGCCUGUUUGAAGUAAGUUUUAUGAUCAUAUUGGAUUCAUUUUGGCCUGAAUCUCAGACUAAACCCAUCUGAGCCAAAACAAACUGCUGUAUCUCCAGUGAAGACAGAACCAGGCUCAGCUUUUCAGUCUGAAAAGAUCCAAAGCUGCAGGGUGAUUCCUCAUUAGGUCCAUCUUCAUCCAAACAGCUGGUGGACUGAUCUAAAAUACCUUUGCAGUAGUAAGCUUCAGAUUUGUUGCAAAGAAGCUGACAGAACCUGUCAGCAAUCGGAGUGAUUUCCUCCUUUCUGCUGCAACAUCUCCUGUUCUGCUCAGUCUGAUCCUCAAACAUCACAGUGAUGAAUGUCAAAGUCUUUUUCAACAUUUCAUUGAUCCUUGGAGAAUUUAAACAGCUUCAAACUGAUGGACUUAAAAGGUUUUUUAUUGUUUUUUUUUUAUUCUUUACCUUCCUAAUGGGGUCUAUUGUAUGAUGAAUAAUUUAAAGUCCAAGAGACUUAGUUUUUUGUUUUGUGAAAAUUAAAUUAACUUGUUAAAUUGCAGACCCACUAAUAACAAACCCAAGAAAUGAAUCAGUAAGUUCUGCUUAAUUUAAGUGCUAUGCAUUAUUUUCCCUUUUUUUUUCUUUUUUUAACAUACUUUGUCCAUGGCACAUUUUUGAGCUGUUUUUGACCUAGUGGAUAGAAAUUUGGAAAUUUUGCUUUCAGAUUUAUUUUCAUUUUCUUUCAUUUAAUUUCUGUUUUCUUAGUUAAGUCAUUCUCUAGGGCCAAAAGAAACACAAUACAACAAAUAAUCACAUCCAGAACAUAAUAAAUACAUAUUUGCCUUCAAAUUUAUAUAUUUCAUGGUUUACAUUUUAAUAUAAAUAAUUAAUUAUUGCAUUCCGACCAUUAAUCCAAUCAUUAAUCGAAUAUUUUUUUCCCUAGAAGAUCUAAAUAAAUAAAUAUUUAAUUAUUAAUUUAAACCCAGAUGUAUUCUUUUAAAAUUAUUUGAGGUGAUUUUCUGUAUUUGGAUUUUCAAAUCAAACAUUUAUUAUAUUAAAGGUACAAAUAUCCCCAAAAAUUUAAAUUUUAAGCAAAUAUUUUUCAAUGAUUUAAGUUCCAUAUUAAUGCUAAUGAUUUAGAUAAAAUUCUAGUUAAUACAAAAAAAAACAAUCUUAAGUCAACUUUCUAAAGCUGGAAAUUUUUUUUGAAUUGUUAUUAAUUAAAUUCCUCCAUCAUAAAUGUAUUUUAUCACUCCUUAUUGAGCCUCAUGUCGACUCUAACAUAUGAUUGCAUACUGGAUGAAUUGUAGAGCAAUUAGCUUCUCUACAGCAGCGUUGGCUCAACCCACAUGUUUCCGUUUUGUAUUCCAUCUGAUAUACAUGAAUAUUUCUUUAUGCAUUAAACUUUAGUGCUUUUGGCCCUUGAUAAUCCAACAACUCUUCAAUUUGUAGCAGAUUUUAGAUAAAACUUGAACCAUUUUUAUUCUCACUAAGUGACUUAAUUUCAGACGCAUCUGUGGUCCUUUUAGAACAAGACAAGCCAGUUUAAUGAAGCAUGAUCACCUGUGAGAGGGAAG